Messenger RNA from Durotheca rogersii, 1107 nucleotides. Its product is annotated as methyltransferase. The transcript has 2 exons. The record is from RefSeq and is a predicted model, not a curated record. NCBI's taxonomy places the organism in Eukaryota, Fungi, Ascomycota, Sordariomycetes, Xylariales, Xylariaceae. The coding region runs from base 1 to 1107 and encodes 368 amino acids. Gene Ontology annotation, molecular function: tRNA (cytidine-N3)-methyltransferase activity.
AUGGCUUCCGUUGCCCCUGUCGACUCAGCGAUGCAGUCGCCGGACGGCGAGCAGCCGAUCACAACCCCGGCGCCGAUGUCGCGAGAGGCCACUGCCGAUGCCAUCGUCACCCAGCUGCCUCCCCAUCGGAGCCACGACCCCCAGUAUAACAUGAAGAGGAGCGACCCCUUCCAGUUCGGAUCCCGUUAUCUCCAGCAAGACGAUGAUGUCUUUGAGUUCAACGCCUGGGACCACGUGGAGACUGACGACGCCUACAAAGAGUACGCCGAGCAGCAGUACUCAAUGCAGCGAGAGUCGCCGGUCUCCGACUUUGAUAAGUACAGGUUCAACUCCGACCCUGCUAAAUGGUGGAAUCUCUUCUAUAAGAAUAACACUGCCAAUUUCUUCAAGGACCGCAAGUGGUUACAUCAGGAGUUUCCCAUCCUUGACCGUGCUACAGCGGAGGAUGCUGGCCCCUUCACCAUCCUGGAAGUUGGUGCGGGAGCCGGCAACACUGCCUUUCCUAUCCUAGCCAGCAACAAGAACCCCAAAUUGAAAGUGCAUGCCUGUGACUUCUCCAAGAAGGCUGUUGAGGUGAUGCGUAAUCACGAGGCUUACAACGCCGAUUUCAUCCAGGCCGACGUGUGGGAUGUCGCCGGCGUGGACCUUCCCCCCGAUCUACCCGAGAGCAGUGUAGAUGUCGUCAUCAUGGUAUUCAUUUUCUCGGCGCUAUCCCCGACACAGUGGCAGGAGGCGGUCCGCAAUGUCUAUCGGGUGCUCAAGCCAGGCGGCGAGGUAUGUUUCCGCGACUAUGGCAGAGGUGAUCUAGCACAGGUCCGGUUCAAGAAAGGCCGGUAUCUGGAAGAGAACUUCUACAUUCGGGGUGACGGCACGCGGGUAUACUUCUUUGAGAAGGACGAGCUGGCCCAAAUAUGGUCGGGGCCGCUCACGACGCCCGAGAGCGAAGUCAAAGUCGACGAUGAAGCGAUAAAUCCUGUAGAUGCCGAGAUAAAGCGAACAUUAUUUGAUAUAGAAGAGCUCGGCGUCGACAGGCGAAUGCUUGUCAACAGGGCGCGGAAGCUGAAGAUGUAUCGUUGCUGGAUACAAGGCCGCUUUCGAAAGAGAUAA